UACUUCAAUUGUACCUAUUGAAUCAAACGUCGGAAUCAGUCGGAAUCGUAAAAUAAAAGGUAGAUCUUUCGUCUUGUAUUUCUUUAUUAUUGUUGGAGAUGCUUCCUUCAACGGGUUAUUUUAAAGGAUAUAAUUGCCCUUUUUAUGACGGUGGCUUGUGUGAAAGACCUUAUUGUCAUUUUCGUCACGUAAAAAGAGAUUCACAAAGUGUUAGUGAUGGUGUCGAGAGUGGAACUAUUUUACAGAAACUUGUUUCAGCCGAAGUUAAAAAAAUUCUACAACAAACAGAAGCGUCUGGAUCGGCUACAGCUGUAGAGAUUCCUAGUGUUAAUGUGGAUGCCAGUAGCGCCUCAAACGUCGUUCAAAGUAACUCAAAGGUCAUAUACAAUCCUACACCAAUAUCAGAAUUAAACAAAAUCAACAAUACAGAUUCAGACAGCAAUGAAGAUGUUGAACAAAGAAAGCGUCACAUACCAGUGCCUUAUACUCCAAGGAAACCGGUUGGUAUGCCUUUACGAAGGCCUGUGGAAACCAAUGGUUCAUCAAAGCCUUUCAUUUACAUACCUCCAACAGUUAAAUACACGCCCGGCAGUGCAGAAAAUGUACAAUGUGAUGUAUAUUCCCCAUCAGGUGGUACUGAGUCUAAUGAAAAAUAUAUCCCUGGCUCUGAGAUAGAAUUGCAAGAAUACAAACCAAAUGACACAAGUGAGAAUGUUGCUGGGAGGAGAAAUUAUAUUCCAUCAGACAAGAAUGAUAGCAAGAAAAAAGUACUAGAAUAUAAGCCUAUAAAAGUUCCAACAAAAACAAAAUUGCCUAGUGUAACAUACCAACCAACUCCUAGAUCUCUGGCACCAUGUUUUUCUAGUGAUGAAGAUGAACCUGAUGUCAAAAAGAGGAAGUUGUCUAAUGAUCUCAAUGGAUUAGAUGACCUGGGACCAGAAUUUGAUAUUUUGGACCAAAUAUUGGACGAGGAAAAACAAGAACAUGAUGAUACAAGUGAUAGUAAAAGAAAAACAGAGAGUAGCCAGCCACAAAAACAUGAUAAAGACAAGGUGAAAGAAACUAAAGAAGAAGUAAAACAACAAAACAAAGUAGAAUGUAAGGAACACAAAGAUAAGGACUCACAUAAAAACUCAAAGGCUGACAAAAAGGGUACUAGUAAAGAUCAUAAAAGUAGAUCACAUAAGAUUGAUAAAUCUACCUCAAAAGAUAAGGAAAAGGAAGAAAAAUCGAAAAGUACCGACAGGAAAUCAAGUCAUAAGAGUUCUCAUAAAGAUAGAGAUAAGGAUAAAAGUAAGCAUAAAAAUAAAAAUGAUAGAGAAAAGCAUUCAGAUAAAAGUAAAUCUAAAGACAAGCAUUCAGAUAAGAGUAAAUCCAGUAAGAGCUCAGAUAAACAUUCUAAUAGAACUUCAUCCAAAGAAUCUACAAGUUCCAAAAGUAGCAGUAAAACUGAUCAUAGGAAAAGCCAUAGAAAUUCCAAAGACUCCAAAGAUAAACACAAAACUAAAACAACAAAUACCCGAGAUCUGUCUGAUAAUGACAAUGCAGCACCUGCUUGUGAAAUUGAGGAUGAAUCAUAUAUAUCAGAGUCAGAUGAAGAAGCAAUAGCUUUAGAGUGUAAAAAGAUUUUUGAAGAGUAUGUACCUAUUGAAAAGCCAAAAGUAGUAGAAGACCCACAUCAAAUGGAAGAUGCACAGGAAGAGGAAUAUUUACCAGGUAAAAAGAGAAUAGCAAGGGGGGCAGAUAAGAAAAUAAUUCGUAAUCUACCUUUAAAACGAGAGAAUAAACCAAGUGCAGCUCAAGUCAUGGCAGAAAGAUUAGCUAAGGUUAAGGAGUUUCAUACGACAAAAAAUUCAUCACUUUCUACUACUACUGGUGAAUAUUCACCUCAGAAGUUAGAUUCAGUUAAAUGUCCAUUUAAUGUUCCAAGUUCUGGUGGUACUAAACUCCGUAUUGCUCAUGUGCCAUAUGCAUCUACACUGGUAAAUGCAAAAAAAUUAAUUCCUCCAAAUCAAAAUAAAUCAAACUGUGAAGCAUCAACUAGUUCUAUGUCUACAAACUCUACAGUUGUACAAACAGUAAAAAAAGGUGUACAACGAGUAGCUCACAUCCCUAAUGAAAAAUUCAUAGAUAGACCAGGUAUAUUAGAAGCAUUGGGCUCAAAGAUUCCGGCCAAUAUAAGAUCAAAAUAUUUAAAUAUGAUGAUAGAUGAAUGUUUGAAAUUAUAUGUUACUGCAACAGAUGCUUAUUCUAGAGCACAACAUGAAGAACUGGCUACAAGUAAAAAAUGUAACACUGUGCCAAUAUAUAAAAAUUCUGCCGUAUUAACUGUUAGUAGACUGAGAAAAGAAUUACUAGAAUGUAAUGGUGUUAAAAAAUCUGGUUCAGAUUCAUCUACAUUGGCAAGAACCCCAGGUGGAAAAGCUAUUGAAACUGGUUCAUGGAGUAUAGAGAAUAAAAAUAGGAAAACUAUAGAUAAUCAUGAGUUUAGUGGCUCCAAAUUGUACAAUAACAUACAAAAGUGGAUAUUAACUGAGGAACAGUUGCAGCAAAAUGGAUAUCCUAGACCUCACCAAAGUGGUGAAAAAGGGAGAGCUAUAAUAUAUGGACAAAACAAGCAAAAACCUCCCAAAGGUUUAAUUAGAACUUGUUGUAGAUGUAAAAAAGACUAUUCAGUUGAUAAAAAAGGUUUUCCAGCUCUUAAGGAAGAAUGUAUUUAUCAUCCAAAUAACAAAUAUAGAAUGCGUGGUGAAGUCCGAUAUCAGUGCUGCAGUCAAGAUGGGUCAUCUGAUGGUUGCUGUGUUGCCCCUAGCCAUGUUUACGAGUUUGUAGAUUAUGAUAAUUUGAGAGGAUAUGUUAAAACAUUACCUCCUGAUACAUUUAAAGAUGAUUAUGGUGUUUAUUCUUUAGAUUGUGAAAUGUGUUAUACAACACAUGGUUUAGAUUUGACUAGGCUCACAGUCAUCAACUCUGCUUGCAAAGUAGUUUAUGAAACCCUUAUAAAGCCUAUGCAUCCAAUAAUUGACUACAAUACAAGAUUUUCAGGUAUAACAGAGGAACAGAUGGCAGAAGUUAAAACUUCAUUGUUAGAGGUUCAGGCUACUCUCCUUACCAUGUUCAGUAGCAAGACAAUUUUAAUAGGGCACAGUCUGGAGUCAGACUUUAAAGCACUUAAACUAAUUCACGAUACAGUUAUUGAUACAAGUGUAUUGUUUCCACACAAAAUGGGCCCCCCAUAUAAAAGAGCAUUGCGAAAUUUGUCAUCAGAAUACCUGAAAAAAAUAAUCCAAAAUUCUGUUGACGGUCACAACAGUGCCGAGGAUGCAACAGUGUGCAUGGAAUUAAUACAUUACAAAUUGAAAGAAGAUCUCAAGACUAGAUGAUGUGAGGGUCAUUGCCUAGAUUAUCACUUUCUGAAAGGAAUCAAAAAGGGCUUAAAAUUGUCCAUUAUUUAUUGUAUUUUCAAUUAACUGCUUACCUCAUUUAUUUAUAGGUACCUAUUUUUGUUGCAAAAAAUAUAUUGGAGAUUUUUUCUUAAGUUGUAUAAAUGUAACAUUUAUGGAGAUUGUAAUAAUAACUAAGUUAUCUUGGAAUUAGCAAUACGGUCUAGAGGUGUAUAAUUAUUAUAUUCUUAUACUAUAAGAAUGCACAUUUCGAUAAAAUAUUUUUCUAUUU
This is a messenger RNA of Manduca sexta (tobacco hornworm), 3675 nucleotides long. RefSeq names its product RNA exonuclease 1 homolog. The transcript has a single exon. Gene Ontology annotation, molecular function: exonuclease activity; nucleic acid binding. The record is from RefSeq and is a predicted model, not a curated record. The coding region runs from base 99 to 3383 and encodes 1094 amino acids. Gene Ontology annotation, cellular component: nucleus. NCBI's taxonomy places the organism in Eukaryota, Metazoa, Arthropoda, Insecta, Lepidoptera, Sphingidae.